Molecule: messenger RNA, 2091 nt
Organism: Pediculus humanus corporis (human body louse)
Lineage: Eukaryota; Metazoa; Arthropoda; Insecta; Psocodea; Pediculidae
Product: tripartite motif-containing protein, putative
Exons: 9
Coding region: 1-2091 (696 amino acids)
Molecular function (GO): zinc ion binding; protein binding
Source: RefSeq, a predicted model, not a curated record
AUGGAAGAAGAAUUAAAGUGUCCGGUUUGCAAGCAGUUUUACAAUAAUCCAGUACUGCUACCUUGUUUUCAUUCUCUGUGUUUAAACUGCGCAUUUCAAUUGCAAAUACCUGUUUCUCAAAAUGGAACAGCUUCAAACGGUUCUACUAGAGAGAUUAUCGAUCGGGAUCGAGAUGAAUCUUCUGCUUCGGGUGCUGGAAGUGAACCCAGCAGUACAGAUUAUCAAGAAGUGGAUAAAUUAUCUAUGUUAAGUGAAACGGAUAGUGGUGUCGUUUGCAACAGCAGGCCCAGUAGCUACGUGGGUACGCCAAACAUUAAUGGAAUAUUGUUUCCCCCAGUUUCCGCUAGUGCAUUGUCUUUAUCGUGUCCCUUAUGUCAAAAAAUCGUUUACUUUGAUGAAAAUGGAUCGCAUAAUUUACCUAAAUAUAGAGCGAUGCAAACGAUAGUGGAUAAAUUCACCGAACAAAAGAAUUUAAUUCUUAAAUGUCAGUUGUGCGAAAUAAUACCAGCUUUGGAUGCUACCGUAAUGUGCGAACAAUGUGAAGUGCUUUAUUGUGACUUGUGCAGAGAAAAUUGUCAUCCUUCGAGAGGUCCUCUCGCUAAACAUAUCCUUUUAGAACCUUUACAGGGUCGCGCAUCCCUCCGAAAUAAAACUAAAUCAAAAGAUUUGCAAUGUAACGAACAUGAAGAUGAAAUAUUAUCAAUGUACUGCCUAACGUGUAAAAUAUCUGUUUGUCCUUUGUGUUUAAAUUCGAGACACAACAGUCACGAUGUUCAAGCAAUCAACGCCAUAGGUAAAUCUCAGAAGACCGAAUUGUCUCAACAUUUACAACAGCUUUCGGAAAAAGCAAAAUCGACUACGGAAUUUAUUCAAAGGCUCAAAGCUCUCGCCGAUAAAGUUAAUGAAAAUUGCACGGAAUUUGAAGAAUCGGUUUCUUUUCAAUGUGAACAACUCAUUAAAGCUGUUUUAUAUCGAAAAGAACAACUUUUAGAUUUUGUUCGUCAGGACAAAGAUUCAAAAUUAAGAGCUUUAAAAGAACAGGUUUCUGUUUGCACAAGUAAACUACAGCACACAACGGGUCUUUUACAAUUUUGCAUUGAAGCACUUAAAGAGACAGAUUCGGCUGCAUUUUUACAGGUUGAUUCUAUGCUUAUUUCGAGAGUUGCAAGCAUUGAUUUAGCUUGGCACAAAGAUUUAAUGGCAACACCAAGAGUUUCUCCCCAAUUCGAUCUCACUCUUGAUGAUAAAUCAGUUUUACGUGCAAUUCAGCAAUUAAAUUUCAUACAAAUGAAACCUCCUAGCGCACCGUUAAUUAUUCCUGAAGAAUGCAGCGCAGAAAACAACAGCGUUACAAUUGCAUGGCAGCAACCUCCUACUUCUUAUGUUGAGGGUUACGUUCUCGAAUUAGAUGAUGGAAACGGUGGAGAAUUCAGGGAGGUUUACUGCGGUAAGGAAACCAUAUGCACAGUAGACGGUCUUCAUUUUUGUUCAAUGUAUAAUGCUAGAGUGAAAGCCUUUAACAGCACCGGUGAAGGAGAAUAUAGUGACCUCAUUGGUCUUCAAACUGCUGAAGUUGCAUGGUUUUCGUUUGAUCCUUGCGUUGGUUCCAGUGAAUUAGUAUUUUCUGAAGAUAAUUGUUCCGUCACUUGCGAAGGAUACGAACAUAGGGUAGCGUUGGGAAGUGUGGGAUUUUCCAGAGGAGUUCAUUAUUGGGAAUUCGUUAUAAAUAAAUAUGAUACAGACACUGAUCCAAGUUUUGGUAUCGCCAGAUUAGAUGUUAUUAAAAAUCAAAUGUUGGGUAAAGAUGACAAAGGUUGGAGUAUGUAUAUUGAUAGAAAAAGAUCUUGGUUCAUGCAUUGUGGAAUUCAUGUAAACAGAUGUGAAGGUGGAAUUCAACCCGGUUCAACUGUUGGAGUUCUUUUGGAUUUAGAAAGACACCAAUUAAGUUUUUACGUUAAUGAAGAGCUACAGGGUCCAGUUGCUUUUCAAGACCUAUAUGGAGUAUUUUAUCCGGCUAUUAGUUUAAACAGAGGAGUUUCUGUGACUCUUCACACUACUCUUGACGCUCCUUUAGAUGCUGAAGGUAGCUGA